AGUUACCGCUAAGCCGUUGCUACAGAGAAUACGAAGUCUGUGUCGUUCGAUCGUGCGGUCCAAAAAGACUCCGGUGCAGAAUUAUGGAUUUUCCCUCGUUCUCGUUCAACCUUUCCUUGUGAUGGGCCGAGGCGUGUAGAGGCGCCCCUCUUUGCCCCGAUACCCCGGUAAGUGAGGAUGGUCAGUGUCGCUGCCCUGUGGGAAGCCCGCUCCGUCAUUAUGGCUCGCACACCGCUCAAGCACUCUUUCUCCAUCAACUCCAUCCUUCCGGAGACCGCCCUCGACGCCCCGGCAGACAUCGCGAGGGAAGUCCCCACUCCCAAGGAUGAGCUGCUGAUGGACGACGUCGAAAUGACGACGCCGGAGGACGACGAAGAGGAGGACGUCGACAUCGACGUGACGGGUACCGUUAGCCCCCUGGCUGGGGGCAUGACGGAUUCGGAACCCGACGAAGAGGAAGAAGAGGAAGAGGAGGAGGGAGGCAAGGAGGGCAAAGAGGCCAAGAAGGGCGGAGACGGCGGCGAGAAGAAGGACGGGGACGAGAAGAAGAAACACGAGAAGCCGCCCUUCAGCUACAACGCCCUCAUCAUGAUGGCCAUCCGGUCGUCCCCCGAGAAGAGGCUGACCCUCAACGGCAUCUACGAGUUCAUCAUGAAGAACUUCCCCUACUACCGCGAAAACAAGCAGGGCUGGCAGAACUCCAUCAGGCACAACCUCAGCCUCAACAAAUGCUUCGUCAAGGUGCCCAGGCAUUACGACGACCCGGGCAAAGGCAAUUACUGGAUGCUGGAUCCGUCCGCCGAUGACGUCUUUAUCGGGGGCACCACGGGCAAGCUGAGGCGUCGCUCCACGACGGCCUCCAGGAAUCGAUUGGCUGCCUUUAAACAGUCCCUGCUGGGGCGCUUUGGUUGUUACCCUCCCUUUGGGUUGGCGCCCUACGCAGCGGCAGCGGCAGCAGCGGGAUUGGGCGGCGCGCUCACGCCAGGGACGCUGCCCGUUUCGUUGCCAGGUGCUGCCCUGCCUACCUUGGCAUCCUCACCCCUGUACCAGCAGGCAACAGCAGCUGCUGCAGCAGCGGCGGCAGCGUUGUACCGGGGUUAUCCGCCGUCCUAUUACUCCACAGCCCUCCCCACCAGUCACAAUCCUCUCGCGGGACCUACGCCUCCGUCGGGCUUACCCAAACCAACUGCGAUAACCCCAGGGGCCCCACAUCCGCCCACGUCCUUCAGUGUGGAUCGACUGUUGUCGGACACGCCCGUCAGUGUGCCGCCGCCGACGUCGUCUCUGACGGGCUCUCCCUCCCUCCUCCUCGGGGGCAUCGGAGGUGCCCCGACGAUGUCCCCCUAUGAUAUGUAUCGAACUUCUCUGUUGUCUCAAGCUGGGUUGGGGCACGCCCUCGGCAGCAUGGGCAGUGGCCUCAGUCCUGCUUUACCCAACGCAGCGUCGCUCGGAAUACCCGGUCUGGGCAUGGGUGCACCCAGCAGCCCCGGAAAUAACGCCGGCGCCGUCGUUAGUAGUAGCGGUGGCAGCAGUAGUACCGGUAGCAGUGAAGGAGGCGGCGGGGGAGGGCGCCCCCCGGUCUUCAAACCAGUGACAGUGGUGGCACGCCCAAGCUAGUUGCUGCGGGCACGGGAUGGAUGCCCGAACUUUCCUUCAUUUUGUAAAUAUUGUAUGUAUUAUAAUUAUCAUGGUCUGUUGUGUACAGUCUGCGAGGGGCUGUGUCUGACGCCAAAGUUGUACAGCACAAUGUGUAUAAAAAGGUUAUAAAUUAUAUAUCGUCAAUAAUAAUAAUGAU
This is a messenger RNA of Macrobrachium nipponense, 1795 nucleotides long. Its product is annotated as fork head domain transcription factor slp1-like. Lineage: Eukaryota; Metazoa; Arthropoda; Malacostraca; Decapoda; Palaemonidae. Gene Ontology annotation, molecular function: sequence-specific double-stranded DNA binding; DNA-binding transcription factor activity. The coding region runs from base 178 to 1617 and encodes 479 amino acids. Gene Ontology annotation, cellular component: nucleus. The transcript has a single exon. Gene Ontology annotation, biological process: regulation of transcription by RNA polymerase II. The record is from RefSeq and is a predicted model, not a curated record.